AUGCGACUGAGUGCUCCUGAGCUUGGACAACAACCACCUCCACCAUCUAUAGUAGCUCUGCAGUCCUCGCAAAACGCGGCUCAGGCCUAUGCUAAUGCUACAGGCUUGAAGAUUCUUUGCAUGUUAUACUUGACUUUUGAUCUAGACCUCGGAUACAUGAUAUCGUGUUCAUCGCCAGACAACCCGCAACUACCAGUUUUCCAACCAAGGGCAUUUCAUGUUCAAGGCCAAGCUCGAGCAGUAGCAGCUCCACAGCAGAUGAAUGCGAUCGGAGUUUUGGACCUGCAUGCCAAAAUGAAGGAAUAUAGAGAUUGCUGUUGGCGAGUUGUUUGUGUGAGCCUAUCUGAGGGCCUUGCGAUGAUGGGGGUCCCUGUUUAUCUGGAGGAUUCGAAAUACGAGCGGUCGUCAUUGGUGUUCUGUGUUGCUUUCAUCGUCCCUGAUACCAACUCGGAUACUGACGAUACGCCUCCUUGGGAAGUUUAUCGCGAGAUCGCACAGCAGUUGGCCAUCAACUUCACACGUAUGGAACUGGAUCCGAAUCUGAGGUUACUGAGCGACGAAUCGGGCCGUUCGACGAUCAAAUACAUCUUGGAAAGCGUACGCGAACAGCUAAACUCGUGUACGGGAGUUGGCGAACUCUAUUAUGAGAGCGAUGAAAUACCAAAGUUGUUGGAGAAUGCUGAUGAUGUUGUCCAUGUGCCUGUUACGGAUCUACCGUUAGUGCCAUUGGAUACUGGAGAGAAUGAUGACAUUCAGCGACUGUAUCCUCCUCGUUGUUUAGGCGGAACUGAUGAAAUUGACUUGUUCGCGGCACAGGCCGUUUUUAUGCUGGAUCCCAUAGAUGUACACUCUCACUACAUGGUGAAUGCUACUGAGUUGCAUUCACAUUUUGAUGAUGAACUCAUACGAGAAGACGUAGUGCGGUUCGUGUGUCCAGACCUAGCGGAGAAUAUCGUCACCAUGGACGACGAGUAUAUGGUCAGUUCCCCAUUGGGUUCUAGGACAUCCUCAUUAGGAGACUGGGCGAUUAAUCUAGACUUUGAUGAGCGACGAUGUGAACCGCCGAGCCGAUGGGAGUCGGCUGCGGAGAAUGUGUAUCGUCUUUACUUGGAGAUGGAUCAGUCGUUGUCGCUGGGGGAGUGGCUGGAAAAAAAGUGGCAGCAGUUUAAAACUGCAUCGGCGAGCCCCAGACACUUUGUUGUUUACGGCCUGGUUAUGGGAGUAUUACGCCCGAUGCGAUUGUUUCCAACUCUGAGCCCAUCGGAGCUCCAUGAAGCGCGAUCUCAAGUAAUUACGAUAGACUUCCCAGUCGACCCACCACAGGCACACUUCUGGCAGCAGCAUUCUGGUAAGCAGACUGGGCGGGUGGAUGCUGCUCCUCCUCCCCCUCCUCCUCGAAAUACAUGGCCAAUAAAACAAGCCUUUCUAACUAGGGAAGAGCAAGCACUUGCCAGACGGCAAGAGCUACUGACUAUGUGCAACGGCUCGCUCUCUGUUGAUCAUAUUAUAGAGCAAUUCAAUGAGAGACCCGAACGUAAGGGGCAAGCCUAUAGGAUGAUGAACCGUGAUGAAGCGUUUCGGUUACUUGAGGAUGCUGCUAAGUCUGACGAUAUUCAUUUGUAUCUGAUUUGGAAAUGACGUUUCUUG
Perkinsus marinus ATCC 50983 is the source of this 1647-nucleotide messenger RNA. RefSeq lists its product as hypothetical. Gene Ontology annotation, biological process: positive regulation of autophagy; negative regulation of TORC1 signaling. Gene Ontology annotation, molecular function: GTPase activator activity. The transcript has 14 exons. The coding region runs from base 1 to 1638 and encodes 545 amino acids. The record is from RefSeq and is a predicted model, not a curated record. Lineage: Eukaryota; Perkinsozoa; Perkinsida; Perkinsidae. Gene Ontology annotation, cellular component: vacuolar membrane; GATOR1 complex.